Molecule: messenger RNA, 1323 nt
Organism: Striga hermonthica
Lineage: Eukaryota; Viridiplantae; Streptophyta; Magnoliopsida; Lamiales; Orobanchaceae
Source: the annotation of a GenBank genome assembly
AUGGCAAAAUUGGAGGUGAUAUCUUCAACUCUCGUUCCCAUGGCGUCGGCCGAUACAAUGCCUAUACCCCGUCUCGAUCUGACUCCAUGGGACCUGCAGAUGCUCCUCCUCGAACCCAUCCAAAAGGGCAUUCUUUUUCACAAACCUGAAAAACAAAUCGACGUCAUCCAUCGCCUGAAAACCUCACUCUCCCGCGCGCUUGACCACUUCCCUCCGCUUGCCGGCCGCCUCGCCACCGAAAACAGCAGCGAAAACAACAACGCUGCCGUUUAUUUCGUCGACUGCAACAAUAAAGGCGCCGGCUUUACACACGCCGUUGCCGCCGGCGUGUCGGUCGCCGACAUUUUGGAGUCCAAGUACACGCCGGAAAUCGUCUACUCCUUUUUCCCACUCAACGGGUCCCGCAACUUCCGGGGAACCUCCGACCCACUGUUCGCCGUCCAGGUCACAGAUCUCGAGGACGGCCUGUUUGUCGGGUGCACGGCUAACCACGCGGUGGUGGACGGGACCUCCUUCUGGCACCUGAUCUGCUCCUGGUCGGAGAUAUCCCGCGGUCUCAGUGAAAUCUCGAAAUUGCCCUCAUUCGACCGCGUAUUCCCCAAUGUCCCCGUGCCCAUGUUCGACGGCGGCACGGUGGCGGAAAUCGUCCGACCGCCUCUGCUUGAGCGGGUUUUCCACCUGAGCAAGGAGAAACUGGCCGGACUCAAGGCCAGGGCUAAUUCAGAAGCCGCCGUCGCCGGCGGCGGCCCAAUAUCGUCCUUUCAAGCGCUUGUGGCCCAUUUGUGGCGGUGCGUGGCCCGCUGCCGGCGAAUCCGCAGCCAGACUACGGCCGUCCAACGGUUAGCUCUGGCGAUUGGGGCCAGGGGCAGGAUUCCUCUGCCCCAGGGGUAUUUUGGGAACGCUGUCUCUGUUUGCUUUCUUGCCUUAAGCGAUGCCGAGCUUCUGGGGGACGGGCUGGGCCGGAUUGGGCUCAAGCUCAAUGCGCUUGUUGCCCAACAGGGGACAGCGGAGGCCGUGUUGGGCUUCGUGGAGGAAUGGGCUCGAGGCCCGGCGCUGAUCGUGAUGGGGAGCUCGAAUUUCCUGGUCUCGAGCUCGCCCAGGUUCGACGUGUAUGGGAAUGAUUUUGGAUGGGGGAAGCCCGUGGGAGUGAGGAGCGGGAAGGCCCAAAAGCGGGACGGGAAAGUGACGAUUUUUGGGGCGGCCGACGACGGCGGCGUAGAGGUGGAAGUCUGCCUUGCGCCGGAGACACUCAUGGCGCUGGAGAAGGACGGCGAGUUUAUGGAAACAAUCGACGAGAAGUUGGAAAUAAUGGGAGUUGAUUAA